UGAAAAUUUGAAGUAUCAAAGUGUGAUCCCAUGGUCUCCACUUUCACUUUUCCUUUCAGCACUGACCAACCGUGGAGGAACUGCUUCCUCCCCGCUGUGUCUGGAGGUCAGCGAUAACAGCGCUCGGCGAUGGCUCCUGGACGGGUGUUUCCCUGUGCUGUUAAAGGGCAAAAGUCGCUUCGAGUGUCAUUAACUACGAAGCCAGCUCUGAUUAAUGAUUGAUGGCAGGCGGGCACUAGGACCUCUGGGACGUUGCAUCUCCGUAACCAGAAGAGAAAUGAGGAAAUAACACCGUGGCUCUGCCUGCGCCCUUUGGAAAUAACACAGCGCUGCUCCGUGCGGGAGGAGUCGCUUGUCCAGGAGUUCAGUGGUUGGAGUGUGGUUGAGUGGCCCCGUAGCUUCACAGCCCCAAAGCAUCACAGCCCCGUAUGGACACAGCCAGGGGUGACAUCAGGAGCAGACAGCAGUCCCUGAUGCGCUGACAGCCAAUCAUGUCCAGGAAACACUGGCCUGCGGGGACGCAGUGCGUCACCAAGCAUGACCACACCAAGCCCAAGGCUGGCGAGCUGGCCUUCCGUAAGGGAGAUGUGGUCACCAUCAUCGAGGCCGUGGAGGGCAGGAAUUGGUUCCGUGCGCGGCACAACGAGAGUGGGCAGGAGGGGCUGCUGGCAGCCGGAGCGCUGCGGGAGCGAGGGGCCAUCCGUGCUGACCACAGGCUCAGCCUCAUGCCCUGGUUCCACGGGAAGAUCUCGGGGGUGGAGGCGGUGCAGGAGCUGCAGCCCCCCGAGGACGGGCUGUUCCUGGUGCGUGAGUCGGUCCGGCACCCCGGUGACUACGUGCUGUGUGUGAGCUUUGGGAAGGAGGUGAUCCACUACCGUGUGCUGCACCAGGAGAACACGCUGAGCAUCGACAGCGAGCAGUACUUCUGCAACCUCAUCGACAUGAUCGAGCACUACACGGAGCAGCAAGGAGCCCUCUGCACCAAGCUAGUGAAGCCCAAAGCCAAGAGCGGGAUGAAGUCAGCCGAGGAGGAGUUGGCCAAAGCCGGUUGGCUGCUCAACCUGCAGCACCUCACGCUAGGAGAACGCAUCGGGCAAGGCGAGUUUGGAGAUGUCCUGCAGGGCGAGUACAUGGGGCAGAAGGUGGCUGUGAAGAACAUCAAGUGUGAUGUGACCGCCCAGGCCUUCCUCGCCGAGACCGCCGCCAUGACGAAGGUCCGACACAAGAACCUGGUGCGUCUGCUCGGUGUCAUCCUGCACAACGGCCUCUACAUCGUCAUGGAGUUCAUGAGCAAGGGCAACCUGGUCAACUUCCUGCGCACGCGGGGCCGCGCGCUCGUCCCACUGCCACAACUCCUGCAGUUCUCUCUGGACGUGGCCCAGGGCAUGGACUACCUGGAGUCCAAGAAGCUGGUGCACAGGGACCUGGCCGCCCGCAACAUCCUCAUCUCCGAGGACAACGUGGCCAAAGUGAGCGAUUUUGGCCUGGCCAGGGUCAACCCCCACGGUGAGGACACCACGCUGCUGCCCGUGAAGUGGACGGCUCCCGAGGCUCUGAAGCACAACAAAUUCUCCUCCAAAUCGGAUGUGUGGAGCUACGGGAUCCUCCUGUGGGAGGUGUUCUCCUUUGGCCGAGCGCCCUACCCCAAGCUGCUCCCUGCUCCACCCGCAGAGCCUGAAGGAGGUGACAGAGCAGCUGGAGCAGGGGUACCGCAUGGAGCCCCCCGAGGGCUGCCCGCCCACCGUGUAUGCACUGAUGAGGAGCUGCUGGGAGAUGGAGCCGGGCAAGCGGCCGUCCUUCAAGAAGCUCACAGAGAAGCUGCAGAAAGAGCUGAAGCACCUGAAGGACGUUUAACCUACGCUCCACACCCAAGGAGCAGCCAGGACCCACAGGAGAAGCCCCCAAGUUGGGGAGCAGUGUGAAAACGGGCAGCCUGGAGGCUGCUCCCUCCUGGUGAAGAUGGGGCAGUGGCUCUGCAGGGUGCCUCCUCCCCUGCAUGCACACAGAGGAUGCAGUGUCCUCCCUCCAUCUCCCAAGAGGAUGCAGUGGACAGAACGAAUCCCUCUGUCCCUGUGGGGACCUUUGCCCAGCCAUGCCUGGGGACACCAGGAGCACGAGGUCCUUCUGAGCCCCCUCUUCUUUCCCAGUAAUGGGAACAACACGGGAUGUCCCAUCCUUAUGGAAGACAACACCCCAUUGCUGGCACAGCCCCAUGCUGGCGCUGCAUGGAUACACCAACCGCAUUCAGCUCAGCCACACAGAUUUGGGCCUCUUGAUUAAACCACAGAAAUUAG
Meleagris gallopavo (turkey) is the source of this 2294-nucleotide messenger RNA. It is a transcript of the gene MATK, whose product is annotated as megakaryocyte-associated tyrosine kinase. Gene Ontology annotation, molecular function: protein tyrosine kinase activity; protein binding; ATP binding. Lineage: Eukaryota; Metazoa; Chordata; Aves; Galliformes; Phasianidae. Gene Ontology annotation, biological process: protein phosphorylation. The record is from RefSeq and is a predicted model, not a curated record.